Molecule: messenger RNA, 6272 nt
Organism: Trichomycterus rosablanca
Lineage: Eukaryota; Metazoa; Chordata; Actinopteri; Siluriformes; Trichomycteridae
Gene: bcorl1
Product: BCL6 corepressor-like 1
Exons: 12
Coding region: 348-4874 (1508 amino acids)
Biological process (GO): negative regulation of transcription by RNA polymerase II
Cellular component (GO): nucleus
Molecular function (GO): transcription corepressor activity; protein binding
Source: RefSeq, a predicted model, not a curated record
AAAAACAUUCCGGCUUUAGGACCCAGGAAGCGCGAUUUUGCUCUCCAGCUGCUGCGGACGGGGGAACGGACGAUGAGGGAGGAUCGCGGCGAGAAGCCCAAAAUUCACGCUGCCUUUCGAUCCCCUGCCAGAUCUCCGUGUCGAUCCGAAACGAGCGCUGCACACACACCGAUCCAGUUUCACGAUCCACUUUGUCAACACCUCCCGUUGAAAGGCGUAGGACAGACGGUCGGGCCGUUUAGGUAAAGUGAGAUCUGUGGCAUAAUUCUGCACCAUAUAAAGAGAAGAAUCUGGUAAAAGUGCACCUGUCGACUCACUCUGAGGAAUGCUGUGUUGAAAAAACGCCUAUGCAGGUGGAUCCCUCACCAAUGAAUGUGGGUGAUGGUGGCACACUGAGCAGAGGGAGCAGUGUCCCUACACAGCUUUUAGAGAGCAUGGUGGGGAAUCCACAGCAGACACUGCCUCCUGAACUCAGAGAUGUGCCUCACAGCCAGCAGAACAAUCUAAGGCCUUCCACAGACUGCAAAAUGCCCGGCGUCUGCUCAGAGGCCAGCAAAGCUAGCAAAACCAGCAAUUCAAACCAUUGUCCCGAAGUCCCUCCCUCUCAACCUCGCAACAAUGCUUCUGUGUUCAGCACUGAUUCUUUGAGCAUGUCAUUGCCUGAUAGGACAGACAUUUCCAAAGCCAAAGCUGACGGUGCUGGUGUCUGCCACCCUCACCACUGGGCCGGGGGUAAAAAGAUCGGAACAGAGGACUUGGUCAACAUGGUUCAAAGUGGCAUGACUUCAAAUAAGAAAAGUCCUCAUGGCACGGGACCCACCCAGCCUGUGAUUAGCCUUCCUACAGGAUUUCAGUGUUCCACUCUGUUUAAACCAGGCCAGCCUGUUGCAUUCUUGCCCACUGCUAACUUUCCCUCCCCGAUCUGUAAAAUUACGUUGCCUCCCGGAUUGGGGCAGAUUGCAGCUCUCAGAGAAGCCACUGCUAGUCAGUUUCAAAAGGACUGUCCAACGUCUAGUUCUGGCUUAGGUGUCACGCCAAGGCUUAAAUCGUAUCCUUAUCAGUUUUCUGUGGGUCAAGCCAUCACUCCUGAGAAGAAACCUCUGUCUUCAACAUCUAAAUGCAGAAGUGACUACGUGUCUAGCGUGAAAGGCUGCAAAGGAGAGCACAAAUCGGCGAUUUCCUCCGCAAACCCAGUGCAACAGGCCACACAAGCCUCAGCCCCACUGACUCAUUACACCAUCUCUCCCACCGCUGCCAUCUGCUGUGGCUCAGCGCUGGCCAACAUUACUCAGAGCAGGCUGCUUAGCCUCGUGGAGAAAUGUCCACCGUACCGCGGGGUCGAAAAGACCUCUGUGGCAUAUUUAAAUCCGAAGACUCCUUCCUCUCCAGAGGAACACAACGAUCUGUGUCCACCAGAGGCUCGAGAUCUGCCCCUUGACUUAUCUUCGAAAUCCAAACGCCAAAAAAGCAUCAAGGAUGCUCAAAAUAGUCCCACACCUGUGACUGAGCAUUGCCACGUCGAGCCUCAUCAAAAGAACGUCCAUGCCUCUAAAAGGUCUCAGAGCUCUACUUUUGGUUCUGCAGGUACAUACAAUCUACCAGACACUCAGCGUAAUGGCUCCGCUCCAACGUCCACCUCCAAACACAGCAAUCACACCGUGGAACCUAGUGCACCAUGGGUCAAAGGCUCCUCUCCAAAUUCCUUGACCAACCUCCAGGGAACUUACGUAGGUGUAGCGAGCCCCAUACUGGCAUCCACCUUGCGUAACAAAGAUGGAAAAGGUGCCUCUUUUGUCGAAGACCUUCAGACGUUUGCCAAGCAAGAGACCAUUUCGAUUAUUGAUCAGGGAGAGCAAUUGGUCUCCAAGGGCAAGAAGGCACCUCUUUCAGCUAAAGGUGCCCAGCAAAAUAAAGGACAUAAGCAUCUUGCUAGUAAUUCGUCCCCCGGAGCGAAAGAGCCUUCGUCGUCACCCGUGUUUGGUACUGCGAACUCGCAGUCUCCUCGGAAGUCUGGUGGAAAAGCGGGUAUUGCUUGUUCCCCUCCAGGUGUUAAAUCCUUAUGGAAACAACGACCAUGUCAUACCCAAACCCCGUCUAAGAUCAAAAGCAACCCGACUUGUGAAAGCCACAUGUUUAACAAAAUGAAAUCAGAACUAAAUCCUACUAAACAGGAGGAAGAAAACUGGGAGAAGACCAGUUCCCCCCUGUCCAAUCUUGAAUCGAUAGUGAAGCAGAAAGCCCUUGAAACGACUGCACUUACUGGUGAAAACUACUGUAAUCUUACUACUGCAGGAUCUAAAAAGCCUGAAGUAUCCACCCUCCUUAACAGGUGCCCGAACCCUUCACUGAAGCAAACACUGUCCCCGGGCGUUUUACCUUCCAGGACUGCGGAUCCUUGCGACGCCAAGCCAUGUCCAAACUCGCCAUCCAGAGAUACCACAAUAACGGUGAACAGGCCGGAACCUGACACCGUUAUCAUGCCUCGAGAAUUGUGCAAUGACAAACAUGCAAAGCAGCUCGAAAAACUGAUGGCCGACGGGGGUCAGAAGUCGGAGCCCAGAAGCCCUAAGAAAAGAUGUGCUUCCAGUAUUAAAACCAGCAAGAAGGAGAGGAAACUAGCCCGCAAGCUUGAAGAGGACACGAAAAGAGAGCCGGAGCUCAGUCCUAAUUCAAAACUGGAGGAAAUAUCCGUACCUCAGACCACGACUAAAACAGAGGUCGAAGGAGAGAAAAAAAUUAAUGGUGCCAAAGAAAAUAUUAUUACUGAGGGAAAGGUACCAGUCACCAAACAGAAGAAACCAAAAAAACCUAAUAAGGAGAAGACCUCUGAAACACUCAAACCAGCCGGAACACUACCGAAAAAGCCUCAGGAGAAAAAGAAUGCUACAAUAAGGCAAGGCUCUACCUCUAAAAAACAGAAACAUUUAUCACCUGCUGUACAGAAAAGUCCACUAAACGACAGCACACGGUCACCUCCUGAAGUUGGAGGGAAAAGUCGCAAAGGAAAGUCUAGUCCAGUAAAAGCUGUACAACCAGCUCACAACAAUACUGAUUGUCAAAAAAGCCCACUAAGAAGUUCACAGGUAGACACUGCAUUACCUAACAGAGCUGAUGGACCCAACAAGGAGUCAGACUUGGAGGAAGAGACUCCGCCGAGGCCAAAGCGAGGACGCCGGCGUACAGACGAGGCCUUGCUGCGAGACUGGAGCUUUGCUUCUCCGCCCACUCCUCCUCUUCCGGAUCCCCCUUCCUCACCCCCUCUACCGAGUCCAACUCCUCAGCCGCCUAAACGACCUCGGGGCAGGCCUCGUCUCAAUCCUUUGCCCGAAGCAGGGGAAGCAGACAAGGUUAGACUCGAUCAGGGGGUCGAAGGAGGAGAAAGAGCUUCUGCUAAGAAGAGGAAGCGCAGUAGUAAUCGCAAGUAUCAGAAUGGGGAGUACCUCAUAGAGAAGGACAAAGUGGAAAAUGGGGAACAGGAGAAGAUUAGGGUCAAAGAGGGUGAAGAAAAAGGUAUGUAUCCUCGCCUUAGUGCCACUUUGCAAUUUGAAGUCUCCAGUCCUGAUCCAAGCCCUAAGAGGUCUUUAAACACACGUCUGGGCACCGCACAGCUCCACGAAAGUCAAACAACCCCAGAAUGUGAUGAAAAACCAACAGGAAAGAGGAAGUUCAAAAGCAAGCACUUGUGUGACUCUGAGGAGCAGAAAAAGAUAAAGAUCAAGCGAGGCCUUGGAGGGAAACGUUCCUCAUCGUUAUUCACAGACGAAGACAGCCCUGUGGCCAAGAAACCCUCCCCUACUUUUAUGUCCCCAAAGGGCUCAUCUCCUACACCCAAAAAGAAAGGGCCAGGAAAGUGCGUGACCCCUGAAUCCACGCCGAGCCGUCCGGUACCUCCAGAGGUUCGCAGGUUGAUCGUGAACAAAAACGCCGGGGAGACGCUGUUGCAAAGAGCUGCCAGACUGGGUUACCAGGAAGUUGUGCUGUACUGUCUGGAAAAGGACGUGGGUGAGGUGAACCGCCAGGAUAACGCUGGCUAUACGGCGCUGCAUGAGGCGUGCGCUCGUGGCAUGACCCACAUUGUGGAGGUGCUGCUGAAGCAUGGGGCUGACGUUAACUGUAGCGCACAGGAUGGAACACGCCCCAUUCAUGACGCUGUGGCAGCUGAUAACCUGGCAGCGGUGUGGAUGCUGUUGAACCAUGGCGCGGAUCCAACACUGGCGACCUACUCCGGUCAGACUGCUGUUAAACUGGCACAAAGCCCCAGCAUGAAAACCUUCCUCGAAGAGUACUUUACUGAUCUAGAGGGACGCACUGAUCAGGAUCCGAGUCUCCAGUGGGAUUUUUACAGCAGCUCUGUGUUCGAGAAUGAUCAGGAAGCCUGUUGGGACUUUCUGCUGUCUCAACCUGAAAAGGAAGAUGAGGAGGUGCAGAUGGAACAGGGAAAAGAGAAAGAUUCGGACUGCUUUCUGUUUGAGUUCUCAUCGGAACCUCUGUUACCUUGCUACCAUGUACAAGUAUCUUUAACACAGGGUUUUUGCAACUGGUUUUUGCUGACGGACGUCCUGAAACGCUUGAAAGUCUCGGCCCGUAUCUUCCGUGCAAGGUACCCUCAGUUCGAAGUGGUGAGCGUCGCUAAGCCAGAGCUCUGGAGGCAGGUGAGCAUCAGCCAGACGUACGUGGCCCCCGAGGAGCUGAGACCCUCCGACGAUGAAGAGGAGGCCGAAGAGGCGGUAGAGCUGGUGCGCUGUGUACCUGAGCUGCAAGGACUGCUCGGUUCCUCCGUUCAGCUUCUGUGUGAGGACGACGAUAACGAUAAUAAUAACGAUGAUGAAGAGGAGGAGAGGUCAGAGGCCAAUGGCAGGCUCUGCUCCCGAUAGCGAUGCGGACCGAAGAGCCAACCGCAGGCCUUCGCUGUUACCAAAACCAGCACUUUGUAUGUUCAGUAUCAGCCAGAAAUGAUUCAUUAAAGACUUUUCCAGAAAUUGGAUUGGAUUGACUUGCCUUGGUAUCAGCCACAGGAGGACUGCUAGGAAAGACUCUGCUUACAAAAAGCAGCUUUAAUUUCUGAACCUGUAGGUAUUUUUCACUGUCCAGUACCACAAACGUUUUAUAUAUAUAUAAGCUUAAAACUAUAUGUAAAUAUAUAUAUGUAUAUCUUGACAUCAGGGUGAACUUGUUUGGUUGUAACUUAUCGAUAUGUUUUAAUGUUUGUUUGGUCCUGAACUUAUGUGAAUAAUUUUGUAAGGGUGUCUAAGACUAUUUUUUGUUCUGUUUUAUCUUGGUGAGCGUCCUAAAGAGGUGUAUGACCAGCUUAUCGUGACGGGAAAGACUCCAGGACAGAUAACAUGAACACUGGUCAUUCGUUUUCUCUCUCUCUCUGUCUUCCUUUAAAGCUCUCGCACUGUUUUUCUCUGUGGUCCCUAACCAGAGCACACGCUGCUCAGAAUUGUCCUUUUUUUUUUUUGUACCAGUACCUCGGAUUUGCAGCUCUGCUCUUAGCACAUUUAUCCUAGUUUGUGUUUUGCAGUGUAGCAAGAGAAGGAUUGCAUUCAAGAAUUAUUUUUUAAAUUAAUAUUCUCACCAAUAAAUGAAUCCUGUUCAUUUCAUCCGGAAAUGAGUAUGUUUACAAAACCCGAAGAGACUGAUGGGUAUUACCUGUGACCUGUGAUGAAGAAGGCAGACGGGAAAGCGAACCUGUGGAAUGCUGUUGUAUUUAGAGAUUUUUUUUUCUGAAAUCCUUCGUUCUGGAAGCUCACGCGAGACGUCCUCCCCUCAUUUGUUCAUUUCCCCCAGUGAUCGAAUUUUAGCGCGCAUUACGGUGCAUGGUGGGUUUUAUUUGCUUAGUUUGUUUGUGUUUAAUUUAAUAGUCAUUAAUAUAUUUGACGUUUGUGUAUCGAGACACACGUAUGACCAUUGCUUUGUAUGGUUGGUGCUUUAUUUGAAAUGUACAGUUAACGAUCCCUUUACCCUGAGGAUGUUGUGUUGUCCCUCACUCGAAACAGUAUUUUAACAAGCAAAAGUACAGUUUUAUUGUACUGGUGCUAAGGUAGAUUUUGUGUUGACAAUCAAUGACAUUUUUUGAACUGAAACCAAUAAAUACUAUUUAAACUGAUGAGAGAGAAAUGUAAAGAGAGAGUUUAGUUUCAUUACCUAUGGAAAUACACCGAGACGUAAGGAUAGUUCUUGAUUUUGGUUGAGGAUUAUUACUGUGUGAUCUGUGUUCAAAGAGGAUAACUUUAUUUAAUUCCUUUUCUUAAGAAAAAUCAACCAGAAUA